This is a messenger RNA of Cordyceps militaris CM01, 4827 nucleotides long. Its product is annotated as ABC multidrug transporter, putative. The record is from RefSeq and is a predicted model, not a curated record. Bases 1 to 4827 code for a protein of 1608 amino acids. Lineage: Eukaryota; Fungi; Ascomycota; Sordariomycetes; Hypocreales; Cordycipitaceae. Gene Ontology annotation, biological process: transmembrane transport. The transcript has 5 exons. Gene Ontology annotation, molecular function: ATP hydrolysis activity; ABC-type transporter activity; ATP binding. Gene Ontology annotation, cellular component: membrane.
AUGCUUCUACUAUCGGGCCGCGUCUUGCUGGGUGUAUUCCUCUUCGUCCAGUUAGCCCACGGUGCCCCAGGUAAUUAUUGCAAUAGUGCGCAUUCGUCAAAGGCCGCCGCUGACAUCAAUGCAGCCAUCAACAAGAUAAAUGCUCUGAAAGGAAUUGCAACUGGGACGGCGUACGAUGGGCAGGCUCAGCGCGGGCACGAGUGGCCGCCGCAGUGCCAUCCUCCAAGUAUGAAACAUGCAAACACAUUCCAUCCUGCACAGAACGAGCGUCACAUCUCUGCACUGCAGAUUGUGGAUUGUAACCCUGUCUCCUCGCCAGCCAACAAGAUUACCACCUUAUUCAACUUCCUGGGAAUUAUAGCAGGGAAACGCCUCCCAGCCUUGUCCCCCGCUGUGACAGAUAGGACCUUGAGACCGCACAACAUCUCACUUGUCGACAAAGACGACGUGGUCGGCGCCGUCCCAAGAAAAAUCAGCUCUGUCCCAUUUCGCAAAUACAUCGCUGCUCCUCGCAAAGUCCGCGCUGUGACCGCAGAGGAUCCAACCAUGACCUCGACGUUGCCCGCGGACGAAGCCUUCUGGGCUCGGGUUGGGUCGUUGUUCGAUUUCACGCUGAAAUUCGAGGAAAUGGUGCUGAGCAUCUCACUCUCUUCCGCUUUUGCUGUCAUUUCUCCAUUCUUCAUUUGCCACCAUUGCUUUUGGCAACCUCGUUGCGUUUCAUCGGGCCCUUUGCUCUGGUUCGUCUCAACUUGCUUGGUUGCUAUCAAAACAGCCGUGCUGGUGCUCAUCCGCCGCCAACCCGAGUAUUAUACAGAUACCACGACACCCGCGGGCGCCGUCGAUUUGGUCGCUGCUUUCUGUGCCGGGUGCUUGGUCUAUGCGGAGCAUCUUCACACUAUUCGCUCGUCAGGCCCCCUGUCCAUGUAUCUCUUCCUGGUUGGCCUCGCCGACAUCACCAAAAGCCGGUCAUUCUUCUUGCGCUCAGGUCGCGACUCUCUGGGUGGGUUGGAAGCGGCUGCCGCCACCCUAGAAAUCCUCUUGCUCUGUCUCCAAGACGUGUCGAAAAGAUCGGCCAUCACGAACCCAGGUCUCCGCGACAAUGUUGGGCUCGAGGCAACGAGCGGCGCCAUGAGCAGAAUGCUUUUUCUCUAUUUACGACCGGUAUUCUCAACGGGCUUUUAUAAGCAGCUAAUGCUAGAGGAUUUGGAUAAGAUGGAUCCUGAGAUGGCGCCCGAUGUACUCUACAAACAGCUGCGAAGCUUCUGGCGCCCUCGCCAAACCACGCAUUCCACCGGCUCUCGUGGCCUAUUUAGAGCUACCCUCAGGACCUGGAAGAAACAUCUAUUGCCAAUGAUCAGCGCGCGCUUGUCCAUGACCGCACUCAGACUGGCACAGCCUUUUCUUCUCCAGAAAGUCAUUGUCAUGCUCGGCACCGCAGAUACUGGAUCAUACGCAACUGGCAAGAGAAUCGGGUUGGUCGGAGCCACCAUUUUUGUCUUCCUAGGCCUUCCGAUAGCCCAGUCAACAUUUGGCUAUCUGAUGAAUCGAUACGUCGCACGUAUACGAGGCGCCCUUGUGGCAUUGAUGUUCCAUAAAGUCCAUCGUCUGCGCGAGAGUGAAGCCAGAAAUGUGGCUGCCGUCACUCUCAUGACUGCCGAUAUCGACGGUAUAGCAGCAGGCGUCCCCAACUUUGUCGAUAUUCCCUUUAGCAUCGUUGAAAUGAGUCUCGGCAUUUUUGUUCUCUCGACAUUCAUCGAUAUUGCUGCUCUAGCUGUCUUUGCGCCUGUGGCUGUCACCAGCGUUGCGACCUAUAUUCUUGGCCGAAAGAUGGCAACACAUUUUGCAGCCUGGAACAAGAGCGUCCAACACCGCGUAGCCAAGACUGCACGCAUUCUACCGCAAUUAACGACAAUCAAGAUGAUUGGGCUUGGUCCACCGAUAUCUACCCAUUUGCAGACCCUUCGAGCUGAUGAAAUUGCUGUUUCGAGAAAAUAUCGUCUCUUUGAGGCGCUCGCAGCUGGUCCUGUGUUGAUGGCAGAUUUGAUGACACCUGCAAUCGUCAUUAUUGCUUCAUUAUUCGGGCCUGCGUUUCAAGGGCACAUGCUUGCCAGCAAAGUGUUUCCAACACUGACGGUUGUUUCGUUGAUCCAAACCCCCCUUGCCAACUCGUUGAAUAUAUACCCGUUGGUAACCAGCAUGAACAGUUGCUUUCUACGCAUUGAGGACUUUCUAGGCACCUCGGAGAGAGUGGACUCGAGAGUAAAAGUGAACUCUUCUGGUACACCUACCUCCUCAAGCAUGCCCUUGAAUGGCCAUGUUCGCUUCAAUUCUGCCGAUCUUGCCAAGCAUGGCAUGACGGAGCCAAUUAUUCGAGGAGCCAACUUUGAGCUUCCACACGGAUCUAUUACCCCAAUUAUUGGCCGAAUUGGUUCCGGUAAAUCCACCAUUGUGGAAGCUAUACUAGGACACGGCCAAGUCCUCGGCGGUUCUGUCCAAGUUGAUGUCGAUGGUAUCAGCUACUGCGCACAAAGUGUCUGGCUACAAGAUGCGACAAUUCGUCAAAACAUUAUUGGGCAUUUGAAAUAUGAUGAAGCCAAAUUUCGGAAAGUUAUCCAAGCCUGUUUUCUCGAAGAGGACGUUGCUUGGCUGCCCGAUGGAGUUGACUAUGUUGUCGGCGUCAACGGCUCAAACUUAAGCGGCGGCCAACGCCAGCGGGUGGCAAUAGCUAGAACAGCAUACGCCGAGGCCAAAAUCACUAUCCUGGACGAUGCCUUUAGCGCUCUCGAUCGCGAGACGGCGAUAGUCAUUCUCCACCAGUUGUGCGGCAAUGGCGGUAUUCUGCAACGGGCUGGUAGCACCAUCCUUCUCGUCACCUAUCUGCCCGAGUGCAUCGACGUCUGCACCCAUGUUCUCCUCGUCAGUGCCAAUGGCAUCGUCAGCUUCAGCGGAAAACCUCAAUCUCGGGCUGCUCGAAACGAAAUCAUGGCUAUCCUGAACACGUGCAAUACGAACGUGGGAAUGACGGCAGAGAACAAGGAGCAAGAUGCCGUUCGCAGAUCUUUGGACGCAGUCUCGCCGUCGACAUACCCUGAGACCGCAUUGGUGAAGCAGACGGGCAGCUGGAGCUUGUACAGGCUAUUUAUUGACCCAAUCGGGCGGGCCAACUCACUUUUCUACGGCCUCUUUGUUUCUUUAUUUUCGGCCGGUGAGACCCUUCCUGACAUCUACGUACGAGUGUGGGUGGAGCUUCACGCCAACAAUUCAAUCUACUUCGUCGGAUAUUUGGCUAUCAUUCUUGCAACAUGUGUCAUUGGUUGCAUGACCUAUUGGCUGAUGCAUGUGAGGUUGUCUCCGCGAGCCUCCCUCAGCCUGCAUGCCAUGUUGGUGGAACGAACAAUGGGCGCCACUCUGCGGUUCCUCAGCGCGACGAAAACAGGGCAUCUGUUGAACUUUUUCAACCAGGACAUGCUUUUACUGUCUAGAAACUUACCUGCCUCUUUCCUCCGGACAAUUUAUGCCGGGGCCUACGUUGUCUUCCAGAUUGGCGUCGUGCUAUCCGGUGCCAGUUAUCUCGUCAUCAGUCUUCCAUUCCUCACCGUUGCUGUAUACUUUAUACAACGGUAUUACCUCCGCACCUCUCGACAGAUUCGAAUUCUCGAUCUAGAGAUGAAAGCACCGCUCCACACCUAUUUUCAAGAAACAGCGGCCGGCUUGUCUCACAUCCAAGCGUUCAACUGGGUGGAUCAGAGUAUCCAACGGGGACUGGAGCUUCUGGCAGAGUCUCAACGGCCAUACUACGUCUUGAUGAUGAUUCAACAGUGGCUUGUGCUGAUACUUGGUCUCAUCACUGGAUCUCUUGCUGUUCUACUUGUGUCCCUCUCCCUGUUUAUAAACCACGGAGCCUCUGCGUCGUCUGUUGGUCUUUCAUUCCUGAGUCUACUGGCUUUAAGCAAGACGUUUGCAGCGAUGAUCGUUGCUUGGACAGGGCUUGAAAUAAGCGCUGGAGCUUUGUCAAGAUUAUUCGACUUCCGCGAAAACACACCCCAGGAGCUCCAAGUCUCUCAGGAACCACUGCCGAAGCAUUGGCCGUGGAGCGGUCAUGUGUGCUUUCGAGAUGUGGUUGCCCGUUACAACCCAGAAGAUGAGGAAGCGGACCCUGUGCUUGACCACAUUUCCAUUUCCGUGGCGGCAGGUCAACGGGUUGGUCUCGUUGGGCGUAGCGGUAGUGGUAAGAGCUCAUUGCUGUUGACAUUACUCGGCUUUAUUCACUAUGAAGGCGUGGUGGAGAUUGACGGUAUUAAUAUCGGGUCUAUUUCCCGAGACGAGUUAAGGUCGCGCUUGGUCACUAUUUCUCAGGACCAGUUAUGCCUGGAUGGGACCAUUCGGGACAACUUGCUACCCGACACGAUGAAUGAUGUCAAGGAAAAGGCCGCCUCGGAUGAUGAGAAGGUGGCGCUCCAGGACGUCGGGCUGGAGCAGCUUCUCAAAAAAUUUGACAUAUGGGCCCAACUUGCCAGCAAGGGGGGUCUGGAUGCCAUCGUCGACGAUGUUGGCUAUUCCAAGGGACAGCUUCAGUUGCUGUGCAUUGCACGCGCCAUUCAAAAGCAGCGCGACACCAAGAGCAAGCUUGUACUAGUUGACGAGGCCACGAGUAGCCUUGACGAAGCGACAGACAAGGUUGUCAACGACAUUAUGAUGGAAUACUUUUCUGACUGUACGAUGCUGAUGAUUGCCCAUCGUAGGUCUAGCCUGAAGAAUGUCGAGGCAGUGAUUGAGAUGCGCCGAGGUAGGGUUGUGGGAGUGGAAUAUACCCCGCCGUCAACGUAG